Messenger RNA from Stereum hirsutum FP-91666 SS1, 2304 nucleotides. RefSeq names its product SLY1 protein. Gene Ontology annotation, molecular function: syntaxin binding. Bases 1 to 2079 code for a protein of 692 amino acids. NCBI's taxonomy places the organism in Eukaryota, Fungi, Basidiomycota, Agaricomycetes, Russulales, Stereaceae. Gene Ontology annotation, biological process: intracellular protein transport; endoplasmic reticulum to Golgi vesicle-mediated transport. Gene Ontology annotation, cellular component: Golgi membrane; cytosol. The transcript is spliced from 8 exons. The record is from RefSeq and is a predicted model, not a curated record.
AUGGCCAGUAGUGCCCUAAAACAUGUCAGCGCACCGCAUACGCUCCAGCAAUCACAGACCAACGCGCUCUUGGCCUUGCUCAACCUCAACCAACCCAUCGACCCAACGAGUCCAACCUCACCAGGCGCAUCUAAAGGCGCAUCCUCAUUGAAACUCUCUACGCCUUCAGGGCCACCAGUGUGGAAGGUUCUCGUGUUGGAUCAGCAGACGAAAGACGUGCUCGCCACAGUCCUACGCGUACAGGACCUGAGGGAUAUCGGUGUAACUCUUCACGUGCAACUUCAUUCAUCUCGGCCACCAUUACCAGAUGUUCCUGCAGUGUACUUCGUUUCACCUACCCUCCCCAACAUACGCCGGAUAGCUGAAGACCUCGACAAGGCUCUGUACGAGUCUUAUCAUGUCAACUUCUCGGAACCACUCAGCAGGUCGCUUCUGGAAGAGCUUGCAGCCUCUGUGGCGAGAGACAAUACCGGAGAACUGAUACAAGAGAUUGUGGACCAAUAUCUGUCAUUUAUUGCUCCAUCUGCAUCUCUAUUUUCACUCCUACCACCGCCUGCACCACCUACAGACCAACUUAUGCCUUCUCAACCACUCUCGUCAUACCAAAUCCUCAACUCGCCAUCGUCAUCGGAACAAGAAAUAGAGGCUGAAAUUGAGCGGAUAGCACGGGGACUAUUUAGUGUCGUGGCCACUAUGGGCCAGGUCCCCAUUAUCCGUGCACCGAAGGGAAAUGCCGCUGAGAUGAUAGCCAAGAAAUUAGAAACUAAUAUUAGGGACGCAAUCCUUACUGCCUCUCGCGCUCAUGGGCCUUCUCUCUUCGCGCAAGACUCGACUGGGCUCUCGAACCUUUCCCGACCGCUCCUUCUCUUGCUCGACAGAAACACCGAUCUCGUACCCAUGAUGUCACAUGGAUGGACCUACCAAGCCCUCGUCUCCGACUGCCUCGAAAUGAAGCUCAACCGCGUAACCGUCCCGCAACCCACCAAGAAAUCCUACGACCUAGACUCCAAAGAUUUCUUCUGGUCCAAGAACGCCGCAAAUCCUUUCCCUCAGGUCGCAGAGGAUAUCGACACGGAACUGAACAGGUAUAAACAGGAUGCGGCGGAGAUCACGCGCUCGACAGGGGUGAGCGACGUGAACGACAUUUCUCAACUGGACCUCUCCACGAAUGCGGCGCAUUUGAAGACGGCGAUCACGCAGCUGCCCGAACUGACAGCGAGGAAGGCAACAUUGGAUACACAUAUGAAUAUUGCCACAGCCUUGUUGGAGGAGAUCAAGAGGCGAGGGUUGGAUGAGUUGUUCAGCACGGAGGAGGCGAUUAAUAAACAGACCGUCGCCACAGUGCUUGAAACCCUCCGGUCGUCAAAAACGGAGGGGCAGCCUACGCCAACCGACAAGCUCCGGCUCGUCCUGGUGUUCUACCUUUCUUCCCCGGACAACGCCAUUACGAAAGAAGAUAUCACGGAGCUGGAAAACGAACUCAAGAACGCUGGCGUAGACGUCUCUGCUUUCAGUUACGUUCGUCGAAUGAGGGAAAUCUCUCGUAUGAUCGUCCCGAGUGCUGCUGGUGGCACAGCGACGCCCGUGGUGGGCGGUGGUGUACAGAGUGGCGAGCUCUUCAAAGGUUUCAGUUCAUUGGGCAACAGGUUCACGGAACGCUUCAAAGACGGAGGCCUUGAGAACCUCAUCUCGGGCGUGAAGAACUUCCUCCCGACCAAUAAAUUAUUCACCGUCACCCGUCUCACCGAAGCCCUCAUGGAUUCCUCUGCGGCCUCCAACCAGUCCCUUCAAGAGACAGAUGACUUCAUCUUCUUGGACCCACGGGGUGCACGCUCAAACCCUACAAACUACGGGCCGCCGUCAGGUGCGACCGGUGGACCAGGAGGCACGCGUGGAAGGAGGAUGGCGUUCCAGGAUGGAGUUGUGUUCAUGGUUGGUGGAGCAGGGUACGUAGAAUAUGGAAAUCUGGAGGAGUGGGCAAGUAAGACGGGGAAGAGGAUUACGUAUGGAGGGACGGAGAUCUGGGAUCCGGAGGGGUUCGUGACUGUGUUGCAAGAGCUGGGCAAGACGCAGUCGUAGUGCGGGUGGCUGUUGAUUAUUGGUUGCGACUUUACUGUCGUGGGCUGGACUGGAUUAAUUCUUGUGAUAAUAUUGUCCUGGACACUGAUUGAUAUUAUUAUGGUCGGAUGGAGCAAACUGGAUCCGUCUGUUGUCUCAAGAAUGAACAUACAUCCGCCUGAUUAGUUGACGCGCGCCUCAACGAACGAAAGCAGCCAGUUUCUUCUUAGUACGACUGCUCAGUUC